CUGUUUUGUAUAUCUCAGUGAUAAAUUCAGAAUUUCUCAGCGAACCCACAGAAAAAGCCAUCAUCAACCUCUCCUCGCCCCCAAAUUCCACUCCAUCACAAAGGUAAGUAAGAAGCUGCGAAAAAUAUAUGGGAAUGGGUUUUGGGACAUACAUCAAAACCCUACUAAUUACAUUCUCAGCAGCUCUAAUCACCUACAAUGUCAUCAUCUCUGCAAAUGCACCUUUAAAGCUUGAUUUCCCAGGACCCAAAAACCCUUCUUUAAAUUCUUUCGAUUCUUCAUUUGACCCAGUAAUUAGACUUCCUAAUGAUCGCAAAUCUAAACUGGCUUCAGCUCAAAAGAGGCUCUUUCACACUGCUGUGACUGCCUCGGAUUCUGUGUACAAUACUUGGCAAUGUAGAGUGAUGUAUUAUUGGUUCAAGAAGUUUCAGAGUCAACCCAAUUCUGAGAUGGGUGGGUUUACUCGUAUUUUGCAUUCAGGUCAACCGGAUAAGUAUAUGGAUGAGAUCCCCACUUUUGUUGCUCAGCCUCUCCCUUCUGGGGUGGAUCAGGGUUACAUAGUUCUCAACAGACCUUGGGCAUUCGUACAAUGGCUUGAACAAGCAGACAUCAAAGAAGAUUAUAUACUAAUGGCAGAGCCAGAUCACAUUAUUGUGAAGCCUAUACCUAAUUUAUCUCGUGAUGGGCACGGAGCUGCUUUUCCAUUCUUUUAUAUUGAACCUAAGAAAUAUGAGUCCACACUCCGGAAGUAUUUUCCUGAGAACAAGGGACCAAUCACACAAAUCGAUCCCAUUGGGAAUUCUCCUGUAAUUAUUGCUAAGGAAUCUCUCAAGAAGAUAGCUCCCUCAUGGAUGAAUGUUUCAUUGGGAAUGAAGCAGGAUCCUGAAGCCGACAAAGCUUUUGGCUGGGUUCUUGAGAUGUAUGCCUAUGCUGUGGCGUCUGCCUUGCAUGGUGUAAAGAACAUCUUGUAUAAGGAUUUCAUGAUUCAGCCUCCGUGGGACACAGAAGUGGGAAAGAAGUAUAUCAUCCAUUACACUUACGGAUGUGACUACGAUAUGAAGGGUAAGCUAACAUAUGGCACGAUUGGAGAAUGGAGAUUUGACAAGAGAUCCUAUGACAAGGUUAAACCUCCAAGAAACUUGACGCUGCCACCACCCGGUGUUCCUGAAAGUGUGGUGACACUUGUGAAAAUGGUGAAUGAGGCAACAUCAAACAUACCUGACUGGUAGUCAUAAUGAGACGAGAAUACGUGAUGAAAUCCAAUACUGAGAUAAUGUUGUAUCUUUCAGUAAUGAAGCUUCAUUGACACGAGAUAGAUCCAAAUACACCAAACAUAGAUCAUCCUUGAUAGUUGAUACUAGAGGUUUCUUUUUCUAUUCCUCACCACCACCCCAUAUUUUGUACUGUCAACGUACAACAGAUUUUACACCAUAGGUAAUAGACUAAUAGUGCAUAGCUUAAGUUGUAAAAAUCCAGAAAUUCCUCUGAAACUUUUGUGUUAAUAUAGAAAAUUUCUUGUGCAAA
Molecule: messenger RNA, 1524 nt
Organism: Spinacia oleracea (spinach)
Lineage: Eukaryota; Viridiplantae; Streptophyta; Magnoliopsida; Caryophyllales; Amaranthaceae
Product: hydroxyproline O-arabinosyltransferase 1
Exons: 8
Coding region: 129-1229 (366 amino acids)
Molecular function (GO): glycosyltransferase activity
Source: RefSeq, a predicted model, not a curated record